Molecule: messenger RNA, 4895 nt
Organism: Acanthoscelides obtectus
Lineage: Eukaryota; Metazoa; Arthropoda; Insecta; Coleoptera; Chrysomelidae
Source: the annotation of a GenBank genome assembly
UAACUUUGUUGUGCUGUAUUUACGCGAUACGUAAAUGUAACAAAAAAACAGGUGUAUUCUGGUCAAGUGUGUAUCUCAGCAGCGAUCAGACUCGUGUUGAGGUGCUGCGCCCGUUGUGUUGGGCCCCCCUUCCCGGCCCCCCCUCCUCCGCCGCUAUGAGCGCGAGGACGCCAUGCGCGUCGGCGUCGGCGGCGUCGGCGGCAGCGGCAGCGGCGGCGGCAGCAGUACUUCCGGUGCUACCCUUUGUACUACCGUGAGUGCACCCUUGCAGCACGCAUACACUCAUGCUGCACUACCUCCGUCAGCCAGAUUUCUAUCGCUGCAUUUGCUGCAUCAGCAGACGCUCUACUUUAUUGUGCAAACCAAGUCGCGCGUGCGCGAACUAUAUCAACAAGCAUGCAAGCAUUUUGCUCUUCAGGGCAUGCUGGAUACCGAUCUCUUUGGAUUAGCUAUCAUUUGCGACGGUGAGUACCUGUUCGCCGAUCCGGAUAGCAAGCUGUCAAAAUACGCACCAAAGAACUGGCGCAGCUCGCACAGCCAUGGACUGGAUGCGAAUGGCCGACCGGCACUGGCCUUCUACUUCCGGGUGCAGUUCUACGUGGACAGCCCUCUGCUGCUGCGGGACGAGACCACCAGGAACCACUACUACCUGCAGCUGCGGCUCAACGCGGCCACUGGGGUCGCUGGAGAUAGGACAGCGCACCUGGCGGGAUUGGCUCUACAGACUGACCUUGGCGACCACUCCGAGAAUACCAGCUACAGACCAGAGGACUACGUUCCUCCAAACAUGCGUGGACCGGCGGCUCUCAGGGUCAUCGAGGCUGCGCACAGGACACACAGGGGCCUUUCGAAGAACGAAGCGAGGACUAGAUUCAUAGCAGAAGCAUGUCAGUUGCAGGAACCUGUCAAUGCUCACGUUUUUAGGUUAAGAGCUUCAAAAACUGAAUCUGCUCCUGGCUCCUUGGUAUUGGCAGUUUGUCCUCGAGGCAUCAAAGUGUGCCCUGAAAACAAUCCGCCAUCCAUAUUUCUGUGGAGCAGCAUUGGAAAGCUGAGCUUUGAAAGAAAGAAGUUCGAAAUUCGGACCAGUCAUGAAAAACUCACAUUGUAUACAAGCAGUGACGAGAAAAGCAGACUCAUGCUUGCAUUGUGCAAAGCUGCUCACCAAUUUAGCAUGGCUGUCGCUCCAAGGCUGAAUGAAGUGAAGAAGGAAGAAGAGGAGAGGAGAAGAUGGGACUGCGAUCAAAGGGUGUCAGUUAUCAGCUCAACUUCGUCGAAUACAACAUCCGGAAUUGUUAGUGAUCGGGUACAUUCCGAAGACGAACUAGAGAUAAUGAUAACAUCGCCACCGGCGCCGUCGACGGAGAGCCUGGCGCUGGCGCAUCUGCUGGACAGCGCGCCAGCGAGCAGUCGCACCUCAGCAGCAUCCGCGGCCGCAGCCUUAGCGAGCCUCACCCUUAGGGAGGAGGAGGAAGAGGAAGAAGGAGUGGUUCGACGAACCCAGAGUGAAAGCAGUUCCGCUAAGACUGCCAAUAGCGGAGGUACGUCUACAGGGAAGGGUGGCACAAGCGCUGUUGCUGUUGGAGCCGCUGCUGCGGGAUCUCAAUGCAGUUCUUCUUGCAGCACAGUUGUUGUGACGCCUAUACAGACCAAAGCGAAAGGCCGUCGCCCAUCUACGACGAGCAGUCUAGAACUAGGCUACUCGCACACCGCCCAGAACUCUUCAGUGAGCGACGCCACCUGCAUCGAGCUCGACGCCAACGUGUACGCCUCGGGCCCGGCGCUCAGCAGCCACACCAGUGGGGUGUACACGCUCACUUCCAGCGAACAGUACACGCUCAGCUCCAGCGAUAAUUACGUCACACCUAGUGAACAGUAUAGCGCGACUAGCGAAUUGUUCUCUUCGUCUGGAGGUGGUGAUCACGUCGAUGGGCCGUUCAGGGACCGGUCCAACUCCAACAUCAGUAGUUCUUCGUUCCAUGGAGACGGAAGUGAUCCAACGGAUAAUAAGCAGACAUUGCUCUCAGCGGAAGAGCUAUCGGAUUUGAUAGUGGGAAGGUACCCAUCAUGUAAAAGUGUUAGCCAUACGUUAGACUCCGAUUCAGACUAUGUAACACUACCGUCAUCGUACCAAGGGUAUGCUCCUAUACCCCCAAAGAGGAUAGAUAGCGUAGAACAACGGUACAGACCUCCACCUCCACCUUAUAAACCACCUGUGGAAAGUGAAGAUGGUAGCAGUAGGUCGGCAUCUUCGUUACGAAGUCCUCCACCUUAUCCUGAGAACCCUACACCGGUACCACCUCCAGCAUAUCCCUUCGAAGAGGCUGCAGCUCGAUUUAUCACAACGCGGUCUCCGAGCGUCCUGACAGCCCAUGCAAGUGUAGUAAGCGUCAGUUCCUUGCCUAGCUACUCGUCACCUAGCAGUACUGUACCUCCAAUACCUCCAAAAGUUCCUAGGCCUCCACCGCCUUCUAGCAACAGUUAUCUAGAAACUCCGAUAACCAAGCCUAGCGUCUUGGUGCCGUGCAGUUUCUUACCCCCUCCACCACCUCCUGCUCCAAGGCAACCUCCACCUCCUCCCCCAGGCUUAGCCACGGUGUACACCAGCCAGCUAUCCAGGUCGCAGAUUGAGCAGUACCAGCAACAGAUGUACAGUGACGUGGACUUCGUCAUGUUCCCUCUGAAGGACACGGCAAUCAGCAAACAGGAGUACCUUGAGGCCAAGCAGGGGUCGCUGCUAGCUGCUCUCGCCCAUCAGCCGGUGUUCUAUAGGAGUACGCCGUACUUGGGUCGGUACGCUUCUAGCCAGAACCUGUCCGAUACCUACGUGCAGCUACCCGUCUACGGCGCCCCCAGCAUAUCUUCCACCGGAAGUCUGGAGCCUCCACCUCCUCCGUUACCUCCCAACAGACCAGGCAGGUUCCUGCGGACCAGAUCGGACGACAACAUCCUCAACACUCUGGACACCUCUGCACCGAAGCACCGAAGACUUCCUCCACCACCUCCACCGCCUCCGAUACCCGAAAAGCCCCACAAGAACCUUGGAGGAAGCGAGAAGCCGCCAGGAGAUGCUACUACAUUGGAUAUUCGUACGCUGAGGGAAAAGAGCAAGAAGAUGGACUUGCCGCUUAUAUCGGCAUUGUGCAAUGAUAGGUCGCUGAUCAAGCAAACGAAGGCGUUCGUGAUGCCAAAGCCACCAUGUGAGAUGCCACCUCGGCAGCCGUCGAGGACCAAGUACCCGCCAAUGUCGACGCUGGGCAGCACCAAGGUCAACAAACCCACGAGGAAGGCUCCCAUCAGCCACCGUCAUCCUGGGGACAAGCUUCCUGAGAUCCCCAGGGCGACGCCUAAUAACUACGUGCUGACUGAUCCGCGUAUCAAACAUAAGACUAUGCAGUCGCACUCGUGAUGAUGAGAGCGACAAUGGGAAAAUGGAUGUGGUUAGUGUACUGUGUUAGUGUGCUAUUUGUUAGUUCUGUCCCUGGUGUUUGAACAUUCAGUACAUUUUUCAAAAUGGUGAAUUAGUCUCUAGAGAGACGUUAAAUAGACUUAUCCUAAAAAAAUGAUACCCAAGCAACUCCGUUGCUGUAAGGUAGAUAUCGUGGUCGUUUCUAAAAAUGCAAGGAUCAAAUCGGGUAUUACCUUUAUAAGUAAAGAUAAGUCGUGCUGGACAUGGCUGAUAAACGAAAUUAUGUUUAAGAGGUUUAACAUUAACACAUACCUAUCUUACAAUGCUUCUUUAAUGUUACAUACAUUCUCAGCUCCUGACUUUGUUUCAUAAUAUAACACCAUUUUAUAGUUCUACUAUCUUCUAAGCUGCAUCAUUUUGUUUCUAUGAAACUACAUUGCUAAUUGCAACAAAAGGUAGCUUGUUAAGGAGACAAUCAAGACCCACAUCUAUGACAAUUUUUUGUACCAUCGCUCCAACUACGUUUGGUUCAGAAAUUUAUAACGAUAUAGCUCCAUAAUGCAAACAUAUAUUUACGAUUUGGACCUUCACGAUGACUCAAUUAUGUAAUAUAACCGCUGUGUCUUAAUCACUCUAUAUGACUAUUGUGACUAUCGCAAAUUUACUUAUGUCAGGUACUUUUCUCUCUUAUUCUACCAUAUACUCGUACACUACCUGGGAUUUUUUACCAUUUUGACCAGAGCUGUGACAGCAAGGACAGAACAUAUAUCUGGAGAUCAUGUCUAUGAAUCGGUGGUUUUGAAAAGGUGUUAUGCCGUAGUAAAGUAAAUUGGAACUCCGUCUCAAAAUAACUGAUUCAUUUUGAUUAUAUUCCAGUGUCGAAGUAGACAGAAGGUCAUGUUAACUCAGGGUGCCAUCAUUGCAAUAUUUUAAUGUUAGAAAAACUCCGAUGUUAUGGUUUAUCGAGUGCACCCAUGUGGAAUACAUUGAAGAUUUCAUCAAUUUUGCUGAAUACAUUUUUGAAAAUAUUAUUCUGUCGUUAAGCUUUUCCUACUUUUAUGAUAAUAACUCGUUAGUAGGAACAAUAUUGCGUUUUGACAGAAUCCUGGAGCAACAUUUUCAGACAACAUAAUAGAAAAUACAACAUAUACUAUUGAUAAAGCGAAGGAUUAUUCGCAUACUCAAGAAUAGCUUUUACCAAACCAAAAUGUAUCUUCGUGUUACUCCGCUCCUAUUCCAAAGCCAUAGCGUUGGAGUUUUCGUACCCCCUGCAUGUAUAUAUUAUCGAAUACAUAUAAUUAUAUUGUACCGCACGUAAAAUUACGUUUUUGUAUUAGCAAUAGUGUAUACACUUGCUCAACAUUUACAAUUAAAAUACUGGUAUUUUUAAUAUUGUUCAAUGUUUUUAUUUAUUUUCAAGAAUCAAAAUUGUGAAAAAGCUUCAAGUGUAUGGUACUGCCAUCAUUUUUAAAUAAAGUGAAAAUAUCUA